GGCCAUUACGAAAUCCGGCCGUUAGUGCGUGCGUCCUUCAAAAGUGCUGUUUUGGCUCUGUAUUUGCUUUGUACAAGGCGUUCUGCAUAGGUAAUUGUCAAUGUAACGAUGGCGACUUUGACGAAUAAAGCGUUCGUCAUCAAGAAAAUAACUUCGUCGGCGACUCUUUUGCUGGUCAUCGACAAAAACUUCAUGCUGGGUAGCUUUGAACCAACAGAUCUUGCCCCGGCGAUAGGUGCAGUAAUUGCCAUUAAUUACAGAGUCAACUCGAAAGAUAAGAGCAUCAUCGAUGUUUUGAGCUGGGCGCCGUAUAAUGGAUACAUACCGAUGCCGUUUUGUUUAGCCAGCAAAGCUUCUGAGGAAGAUCUCAAGUUUCGCGGCGGCUUUUACACUUGUGGGUGUGUUCGCUAUAAGGGAGUUCCGCUCUCGAAUCCGGCGGUGUUUAACGAUAUCAUUGGGGUCGUCAAAGACGACAAAGGCAUUUUGGAAAGACAGUACAUAGGAAAGCUAUAUGCAACGGUAAAGCUGUGUAGGACGUCCAAUGGUUUCCAUUGGGAACUUUACUCUGUAGACGAGUAUAUGUUACCAUUGGACAAUCUUCGCCACUUUCCACAUGGUAUAGUAGGAGCUGUGAAGCAGAAAGGCGACGUAAAUUAUAUCACAUCUCGUGAUUUUCCGCACGAUGUCCGCUUUUUGAGCACCAAUGUUGAUUGGAAUGUUGAGAAUCUACUUGGUUCAGAAGUUUCUUUUUUUGCUCAAGAAGUCAUGCCUUUUAAAUAUUAUGUGAAAGGAACGCUCGAGCCAAUGGGGGAGAGUGUGUUGACUACUAGAUACAAGGGAUUUUUUGCUCUGACAUUGAAGGUGGAGCACCUUGGUUGCAGGGACGACCAUGGGGUCACAAUUGUUUGGAGUGAUAAGUGGGAGUUCAUGAAGGAUCCGUUUGAUCUUUUCAAGAAUUGUGAUUAUGGCAUUUACAAAGUCAAAUGUAUUAGGCACUACGACCCUAAUGAUUUUCCCAGAUGGAAAGUUACAAAGGUGUUUGAUACGGUGCAGAGUUUCGGCAAGGACAAUAAGCAAAUUUCUUCAGAGCAAUCCAAUGCAUCUGUGACACUUCAGCAAACAUACGUCAAAGAGUUCUCCAAUAUCUCAUUAAAUGAAAAAAGAAAGGAUUCCGGUGUUGGAUCGGAAAAGAGCUGCGAUAUAUCUAGAAAAUCCAGUGUUUCGUAUACGAAACCCUUGUGCGAUGACGGGAAUGGCAAUAACGGCUUUAUCAAUGAAGAUUUACAGGCGGAGAAAGAGCUACGUCAAUAUAUGAAGGAGUGUAUGAGAUCGAAGAAAGUUAGGGCAGAGAUAAAGAAAGCCGAUCCAGCACUUUUCCAAGAACUUCUGCACGAACUCGAUCUUCGAGAUAAAAAAUAUGAGGUCCUUUGAAUUUAAAGGCAAUACCUUGACAGGUAUUCUUCCAUAUAGUUCCUGUCGUUCUUGGUUUUUCCGGAAGCGCUGUGUCCGGAACUGUGCCUUAAAUUUUUAAACAAAUUAAUUAAUCAACAAUUAAUCUCAUUGUGAAAUGGGCCUACAUAGGUAUGUCAGAUGAUCACCAUUACUGUAGCUGUCAGCUGAAUCUCUCCAGUUCUGCCUAGACGCUGCUUUUGCGACUAGUUAUUUGUUUUCUUUAUCUUAAUCUUAAAUCAAGUAUUUUUCGUGUUUUUGUCUUCAUAAAUUUCAAUGCAAGUUGAUUACAGGACCUACUGUCGUUUUCUUUGAGAUUGUAGAUUUGAUUGUGAUGUGACUUGAAACCUCUUCCAUAUUUGUUUUUGUAUAAUCUCAUUUGUCAGAGAUUCCUUUGUGGUUUUCGCCACCAGCUACAUUCAGCCAUCUCACUAGCAAAGUGGUAGUGGUUCAUUCACAUAGUUCGCAUCAAUUUCUGCCUCCGGAGAUUUUGGUAAGUACCAAUGUCGAUUUUGAUUCUUCUUGAUUCUGAUCUUUUAGAGUUUGAGUCAUCAUGUGUAUGUGUGUGUGUUGUGUGCGUGUGUAUGUGUGUUAUUGCAUCCAAUAUCCCAUUAUUGCAGUGCAGCGGUGAUAUUCUAUAUUACGAUAACAAGUAUUGAAUUUCUGCUUUGUUGAAUUCAGCCAUCUGCAUCAUCCUGAUCGUACUUAUGUGUCGUAGUGCUUGUCCCUUGUACCAAUGUUUUCAGUAAGUUCAGUAAGUCCUUUUUUUGGUAAAUUGCUAACUCACCCCAUCUCCAACACUAGUCGAGUUGGAAUGGCUUGCCAAGACUCUGCCCUAUCCAGCGCUUAAAGUUGACGAUUAGCAGUUGUAAGCAUCUAUCUCUAUCGAAUUAAAUGAGCACAAGCUGUUUGUUGUACUACUUAUUCUUUCUUUUGUCCCCUCUAUCCACAAAUUCUAAGAAAAACGCCCUGUUUUUAUUAUUCAUUGUGUUCCAGAAAUGACCGUUUAUGUAAUUCACUCAGCACUGUCAGUUACUUUGUUAUGGUGUCUCAUGUUGGAAUCGUCUGUAUCGUUGUCUUUCUGCGUGUAUAUGAAUAAUAAAAACUUGGAGGAAA
Cylicocyclus nassatus is the source of this 2565-nucleotide messenger RNA. NCBI's taxonomy places the organism in Eukaryota, Metazoa, Nematoda, Chromadorea, Rhabditida, Strongylidae. The record is from the annotation of a GenBank genome assembly.